UUAAUAAUUUGAUGGCGGUGACCAAAAAAGUCGUAAUUAAACCGAUAAAAGAAAUCAUUUAAAUUUAGUUUUUAACCAAUUUUGUGAUAAUAAAUAAUUUUACGAAUGUGUGCAAUGCAUUUGUUGCACAAAAUUCUAACGAUAAAUGCAAUAAAUUCCGUCACUUGGCAAUAGAAAACGAAUAUACUUUUUCAACAUACAAAAAUUUUUUUUUUCGAAUUGGCCACCAUUUUGCGGCUGAUUUUGUUCAAAUUAAAAUUAUAUUGCGAUACUCAUCAAGUAGUCAUCGUAUGAUAAUGUAAAUGUUUAUGGCGGCAGCGACAAUUGUGGCCACAUUAUCAACGAUUCAUUGAAGAAAAGCCAACCACAAUCCAACAUCGCAAACUGAUACGGCGAAACACCCAUCAACGAAAUGACAUUCGAAAACAGAGGACGUCCAACCGAGCCACCGGAAAACAAAACGAACAUGACAAAUUCUGACACCGAUGUGACACCAGCAUCGACGCCAGAGGAGCUUAUUGCAUAUUUUCCGGUGGCCAAGUUGCGUUCACUGAUCGGCAAGAUAUCGAAUCAACGUUGGAUUGUGCCGGUGUUGCCCGAACAGGAGCUGGAGUGUUUGCUGAAUUAUGCCAUCGAAUUGACAAAGGCCGGUGUCGACCAUGAGUGUGAACCGUGCAUGCAAUUUUAUCGGGAAGGAUUGUCGGUGUCGUUUAUGAAAAUAUUGACGGACGAAGCUGUCAAUUCGUGGAAGUACAACAUUCACUAUUGCAUUUUAAAUUCGUGCGGAAAAUUGUUACAAUUGUGUGCGCUACAUAUGAAACGUGAUAAUCCGUAUUUACUAGACUUACUGUGCGUGGUACUCGAUCCGGAAAAUAAAUUCAACACGUUUAACGUCAGCCGGCAUUCGGAUCAGUAUACGGUUUCGCCGGGAUCCACAGCCGCACCGCAUUGGGGCACGCUCGACGAGAACCAAAUCUAUGCAAAAUCGCCACCAGAGCCACGAAACCCUCGCGGUUGGCUGUGUGAUUUGAUCAAUCGAUUUGGUGAGUACGGCGGCUUCGACAAUCUGUUGGAACGAUUCAACUCCGGCAUAGCGGCCCUGAAAAAAGCCGACGAACUUCCGUCAUUAUCAACACUAUCGUUGAGCGACGAUUCGACCAAAAUGAAAACGUCACUGACGAGUCUGGGCACAAACAGCAGCAGCACAUCAUCGAGCGUGUCGAAUAAUGACAACAAAAUCACCAUUCAAUUGAUUCAUUUGCUGUUGCGUCCGUUCGGUCAGUGUUCCGAAUUGCUAACGGUGCCGACGAUCGAAAAAUACUUUAUGCCAAUAUGGGAAGUGGUGCUCGGUUUGAUGGAUAACAUGACCGAUGACGAAUUGAAACGCGAAGCGAAACCGGAAGGCCGCAGUGAUUCGAUUAACGGGAUUGUGAAGGCGGCCCGUUCGUUAGCUAGUCGUUUGCCGAAUCAGGAGAAUUUGAUUAAGGAUUUGGAAAUGUUUCGACUGAAGAUGAUCUUGCGAUUGUUGAAAGUGUCGAGUUUCAAUGGCAAGAUGAACGCGCUGAACGAAAUCAACAAAAUGUUGAGCCUGGUGUCAUAUUAUCCGCAAUUGGACGAAGAAUUGGAUUGGUUGACUGCUAAACGGAUGGCGGAUUGGAUCAAUGAGAGCGGCGUAUUAGGAAUCGUUCUGCGUGACUCGUUGCAUCAACCGCAAUACGUGGAAAAGCUGGAGAAAAUAAUUCGAUUUUUGAUCAAAGAGAAGUCUCUGUCGAUAGAGGACUUGGACGCGGUUUGGCGAGCACAAGACGGCAAACACGAAACGAUUGUAAAGAAUGUGCACGAUCUCUUAGCGAAAUUAGCGUGGGACUUUCAUCCAGAGCAGUUGGAUCAUUUGUUCAAAUGUUUUGAGGCGAGCAUGUCAACUGCAAGUAAACGACCGCGUGAACGUCUUCUCGAGUUAAUUCGUCGUUUGGCCGAAGACGAUAAAAACGGUGUAAUGGCCACCAAAGUUUUGAACUUAUUCUGGCAACUAGGCCACAGUCCCGACAUUUCCCAGGAUGUUAUGGACCAGGCACUUAGUGCUCAUGUUAAAAUUUUGGAUUACAGUUGUUCCAAAGACAAAGACGCACAGAAGUAUCUGUGGCUGGACAAAUGUGUGGAUGAGGUGAAAAUGGGCGAAACAUGGGUGCUACCAGCUCUGCGACUAAUUCGGGAGAUUUGUUGCUUGUACGAAGCAACGCCGAACCAUCUUCCACGCCUUCAAAAUCUGAACCGCUUACAAGUCAUCGAACGAGUACAGUCGGAUCAUUCGCUGGUGAUACUGGUGACAAACAGUCUGAUAACGUAUUUGGAGCGUGUACGACGUCACGUAUCGGCUAGGCAGUGGUUGAAACCUAACGAUGUCAUCUUAGAUGGCAGAUAUCCGCAUCCGCAGCAGAUCCAAGAGCGAUUGGAUUUUUUGAAAUUCCUACUGAAAGACGGUCAACUGUGGCUCUGUGCCGAUCAAGCCAAAUUGAUCUGGGAAUGUUUGGCCGUGAAUGCAGUGUUUGUGAGCGAUCGCGAGGAAUGUUUUCGCUGGUUUGGCAAACUGAUGGGUGACGAUCCCGAUCUGGACCCGGGCAUAAAUCGUAACUUUUUCGAGGAGAAUUGCUUGAAAUUGGAUCCGCACUUGAUUACCGAAAGCGGCAUCAAAUGUUUCGAGCGCUUUUUCAAGGCUGUUAAUUCCAAAGAAGGUAAACUGAAGGAGAAGCAUCGAGGAUACAUUUUGGAUGACGAAAAUUUGAUUGGAAAGGAUUACUUGUGGAACAUGAUUGUGCAAAGUGCCGAGGAAAUAUCCCACAAAGCCAUUGAAUUGUUGAUUGAAGUGUCGACAGCACUGGGGGAACGGCUGCAAGCGAAAAUCAACGAUUUCCAUAAAAAUUUCAUUGCCGAUUGUUUCGAGAGGCUUGAAAUCUAUUACGAGUCAAUAGUCACACUGAAUAAAACCAUUACCGGUCCCCUAGCGCCAACAGAUCCAAAUAUUCGUAUGCGCGAGAAUCAUGCCCAGAAAAUGUGCCGUGUCAUCCGUGUACUGCAGGAAUAUAUUAAGGAAUGUGAUCGUACGUUUAGCGGCGAACGCAAACGGUUGCCGUUGAGUCGAGCACAUCGCGGGAAAGAUCUGAUUUUGUUCAUUCGUUUCAAUAAUCCCGGUCGACAGAUCGACGACAUGGAAUUCACAACCCAUACGAACGAAAUGGUGGCAACGUUGAAGCGAAAUUUGCUGAAGAAAAUCAAAGGAACGUCGAUGAGUAACAUUAAGGUCGACUUUUUCUACAACAAUGGCGAACUUAUCGACACCGGUGACGAUCGAAGUCCCAUUGGUCAGUUCACGUUUAGGGACAAAACAGUUUUGACGGCUAAGCUAACGAUCAUGGGAACCGGUCUUUCGAGCAGUCCUGAUAGUUCCAGCGAUAGUAGCACAGGAUCUCCACCUCGUCCCUGUCCCGAUGUUCAACGACCCGAAACGGAGGGAACACUACCCGGAGUGCUCAUUUCAAAGAAGCCAGAGAACGUAGAUUUCAUCCUGAAAAUUUAUCAGCUGGCAAGUGACAUACAAGAUGGCAAUUUGCGCGAUACUUGCAGCAGUCUUUUGCAUCUUGUACCAGCCGACAAUCACACUGCUGAUCAAAUUGUCUUGAUGAGUGGUGUGAUGCCUUACAUCGAUAAAAACGGACAAAACAAACCCCCAACAAAGGAAUCUAUGUUCCUGAACGCUAAACCGACCCGAGUGCUGUACAACCUUGAAGUAUUGCACUCACUUCUGUUGCCGGCGGUAGAUCCACUACAAGCCAACACCACGACGUUUCAAUUGAACUGGAUCAAAUCGGGCCUUUGGCACUUCGUACUGGAACUGUUGACGAAGAAGGACUUCCUUCCCGAUGCCGAUAUGCAUGUGAAACGUGCCAUAUACCAGAACAUACUUCGUUUAGUGAAAAUAUUUCUGUACAUCGUUGGCUGUGUUUUAAGUAGAGUCGGUGACGAGCCGACAAAUUCAUCGAAUUGGGACAAUGGACGAUCACAAAUCGAAAUAUUGAAACAGACACUGAACACGGUGCUGGGUAAUAGUGAAUUGACCGUACGAGCGAUAGCCAAAAAAUUAGCCGAAGGUCUGGCUACCGAAAUGCUGUCAGCCGAACCGGAAGGCGAUGCUUGUCGAACACUUUUCGGAACGGCGUUGGACUGGAAUUGUCCCGACUUUUCGACCAUCAAAGCAAUUGUUCAACUAGCAUGGGCAAGCGGUGCGGGAUGUUUGAACAAAAUUAACACCUGCAAUGACUUUAGCGGUGUGAAGGCGAAGCCUGAAUUGGCUGACCAAAGUCUGUGCAAGGAGGCACUGGAAGUAUUAACAAUUAGUCUAGUCUUGAAUCCGGAAGCGAACGAAUCACUUUGCCAGUUCAACAUUUGGCCAAAGUUUAUCACGUCCAUCGUACUGAUGAAUCCCAUGCGACAAAUUCGACAACAUGCCGGCGAGCAAUUGUAUCUGAGCUGUACGUUCUGUGCGGGCGGCCAUCGACAAUUCGAUUUCGUUAUAAAACUGCUGGUUGACUCGUUGCAAACGUUGGUGCCUAAUCAUGCGUCGACCUGUGCUGAAUUCUUUCAAUUGCUGUGCAGGAAUUUGAACUACGGCUGUCUCUACAAUUGGCCAUUGGCUAUCAACGACCAGUUACUGGGCCAGGAAAUCGCCUGGCUGCGUUCGGUUAAGGAUGUUGUUAAGAGCACGGGCGAAACACAAAUUCAUGAGGAUCUGCUUGAAGGACACCUAGGUUUAACCAAAGAGUUGAUGUUCUACUUGGCGCCUGAAUUGAAAUCUCAGUUGACUGAAUUGAUUGUGGAAAUUGUCGACGAUUUUUUAUUUCCUGCAUCACAACAGUACCUGCAUUUGAGACGCACUGGAACCCUACUAAACAACAAUGGACCACCGCAAGUGUGCCGAACUCCACAUACAAUAGCUGCCGCUUGUGAACUAUUGGCGGCACUAUGUCAAGGCUCUGUACCAAAUAUGAAACUGAUCGUUAGCAUCUUGGUCGACAUGUUUUGCACGGACACUGAACCUCUUCGCGAAUGGGAAUAUCUUCCACCAAUUUUGCCCAGGCCAUACAAAGGCUUCUGUGGAUUGAAAAAUGCCGGUGCUACGUGCUACAUGAAUUCAGUUCUGCAGCAAUUGUUCAUGGUUCCGUCAAUACGGUAUGGGAUAUUGAGUGCAUCUGGUGCUACGAGUGAUCCGAAUGAAGAUUUCAGUGGUGAAUGCGAUGCAACAGCCGACGUCAUGAAUGAAGAUUUUACCAACCGAAACCGUUAUCACAUUGGCAUAUUGAAACACGUUCAAGCAAUAUUUGCACACUUAGGUCACAGUGCUUUACAAUUUUAUGUUCCUAGGGGUCUUUGGAGCCAUUUCAAACUACAAGGCGAACCAGUAAAUUUGCGCGAACAACAGGAUGCUGUUGAGUUUUUCAUGUCGCUGUUCGAAAGUCUUGACGAAGGGCUGAAAGCAUUGAAUCAUCCCCAAUUGAUGGGUGCUACAUUGGGCGGAAGCUUUAGUGAUCAGAAGAUAUGUCAAGAAUGUCCGCAUCGAUAUUCGAAGGAGGAACCGUUCAGUGUGUUUAGUGUUGAUAUUAGGAAUCAUAGCUCUUUAACCGAAUCCCUGGAACAAUAUGUGAAGGGCGAACUACUGGAGGGCGCUGAUGCUUAUCAUUGUGAUAAAUGUGAUAAAAAGGUGGUGACUGUGAAGCGUUUAUGUGUGCAGAAAUUACCGCCAGUCUUAGCUAUACAACUAAAGAGAUUCGAAUAUGAUUACGAACGUGUUUGUGCUAUAAAAUUCAACGAUUACUUUGAAUUUCCCCGGAUGUUGGAUAUGGAGCCUUAUACCGUUUCUGGUCUAGCCAAAAUGGAAAACAAAAUGAUCGAACUGGAAGACCACAUCGACGGCAAUGAUGACACAACGACCAAAUAUCAAUUAACUGGAAUUGUUGUACAUAGCGGCCAGGCGUCUGGUGGUCACUACUUUAGCUAUAUUCUUCAUAGGGAUCAGCCUACUGGUAAGGAGCAAUGGUAUAAAUUUGACGACGGCGAAGUGACCGAAUGUAAGAUGCACGAGGACGAUGAAAUGAAAGCCCAGUGUUUCGGUGGCGACUAUAUGGGCGAGGUGUACGAUAAUAAUUUGAAACGGAUGCAAUUGCGACGCCAGAAACGAUGGUGGAAUGCGUACAUGCUGUUCUACACGCGUUGUGACGAGGUCAAAGUGCCGGUGAUAUCAAGCAUUGAACAGUUGUCGUUGGCCGAGAGUCGAAACUGUGUUCUGCCGAUGCCGGCACCGAUUGAGAAAAGUGUUCGAUCGCAGAAUUUGCGGUUCCUUCAUUCAAGGAAUCUGUUCUCGGUCGAGUUUUUCAAUUUCGUGAGGAAGUUGGUAGGCUUUUCGUUGCCAUCGAAUUUGACGGGAGUGGAAAAAUGGUCUCCGCAAGCUGAAGAAUUGUCUCUACUCUCCAUACAAUUGGGAUCCCAGUUUCUAUUCCAUUCUGGUUUUCAUACGAAGAAAACGUUACGGGGACCAGCUAUUGAUUGGUAUGAAGCUAUAAGAAUAGAUAAUCCCGUUUGGUUCGAAGCACUCAACGGACACCUCCGUAACUCGGCAGCGGUGCGUCGAUGGUUCACCCAAAAUGUUAUAUUACAUCCACCCACACGGAUGAGCGAAUACAUUUUACUCGCACCAUCGCAGGAAGUUCGAAUGGUUUUCGUCAAAUUGGUGACCGUGUGCUGUCUGUUUGCUGGCAAUGACGAACCGAUCAGUGGAUACGACGGGGACAAUCUGUGCGAACAAAUUUUGAAAUCUGCUCUGACACUGCUGAAAAAUGAUGUGGCCGAACAUGGCAAGCAUCUGGGCCAGUAUUUCACAUUGUUCAGUUUAUAUGCGGCAUCCGGAGCGGCUCAAAAACAGCAACUUCUGAAGUUAAACGUUCCGGCCUUAUUCAUGCAAGCAUCACUUGGCGAAGAUCCAAGUGCCUUAAUUAAAGGAUCGUACUCGGAGCUAGGUAAAUUGCACCAGGUUGUAUCAGUGCUUGUACGAAGUAGCGAUGUGUCGUCACGCUGUCAAAGUUCCAUUCCAAUGGGUACCGUACUUCCGAAUGCCUUUCUGGAACAGCAUGCUCAUCAACCAAGCAGUUUGAUUCCGCUGUCCAAAGAAGCGUGUGAACUGCUGUUCAACCGAACCAGUUACAUCAAACGCCUGAUCGAAGAUCCGAGUGCCGGUGACGACGGUGUGAAAUUGCUACAAUAUUGCAGUUGGGAAAAUCCGCAUUUUUCGCGUUCCGUACUAACGGAACUGUUAUGGCACUGUGGAUUCACAUACUUCCAAGACAUGCGCCGGCACACCGAUUUGUUACUCAACAUUUUACUAGUCGAAGAUUCAUGGCAAAAUCAUAGAAUACAUAAUGCACUGAUGGGCGUAGCGGAUGAACGUGCCGGUUUGUUGGAAACGAUACAGAAAGUGAAACAGCAUUACGAGAAGCGAGCCUACCAAAUCAUCAAGUGCUUAGUUCAAUUGUUUAGAGAGAGUGGUGUAGCGCAUACGAUGUUGAACACAAACCAAAAUAUUGCUCGUCAUUGGACGUUGGCCGUGGAAUGGUUACAGGAUGAAUUGGAUCGAAAGCGUGGCGUUACCGGUCAAUAUAAUUACAGCUCGUGGUCGCCACCAGCACCGACGAACGACAACUUAGCGUACAUGUUACUAAGAUCCCAAUCAGCCGAACAUACGUUACAAAUGGCACUCGAACUGUGUCCCGAUCCCGAAGAGGAGCAAGACGAACAGGCCGAUUCUGAUGUAGAGCAACUGGAAGACUAUCCACCAACCGAACAAAUGAAUGCAGUCACCUCACCGCAAACUGACGAUAGUCAACCGGAUCAGUCGUCAUCGGAUAGAUCGACGGGCGAAUCGGAACUGUUAAGCUUAAUUCGAAAUGAUGCGACACCGUCGGCAAACGAAAAAUCUACGGAACCGGACAAGGUGUCGGAUAAAAAUGUUCGAGUCAAAUCACGUGCAUCAUCUAGUCAAAAUUUGGUGUCAUCAUCUGCAAGCGAAUCAGUUUCAACAAGUUACACGUUACCGGAAUUAGCCGACCAGGAAGAAAAUGGGAAACCGAAAGCGGCUACUAUUGACGUUUUAGUUAAUGCGAUCAAUGGCAGUCUAGGCAAUUUGAAAUUAUCCCCGAAUCAGUUACAACCACCAUCAUCGCUGUCAAUAUCUGUGUCGCCGAUAGCCGAUGGACUCAACGAAUUGAAAGGUGAACAAACAGCAUCGGACGGACAAUCAUCCAACGAAACGAAUGUAAGCCAAUCAUCGCCAAUUUUAUCGGAAACAAUAUCACCGUCAUCGCCAUGGCAUUCAGUGACAACAGACGAACAAUCUUAAAAACAAACACACACCGACGACACACAAACACACACACAAAAAGUGAAACGGAAACCGAUUCGUUUUGGAAUUUGUGGCUUUGUUGAUAAGAAUAAUUUUCACCUUUCGAUCCGAUCCAUUUUCGUCGCAAAAUUCAAAUUGAGAUUACGUUCGAAUUUGU
This is a messenger RNA of Bradysia coprophila, 8600 nucleotides long. It is a transcript of the gene faf, whose product is annotated as ubiquitin carboxyl-terminal hydrolase-like faf. Gene Ontology annotation, biological process: protein deubiquitination; cell migration. Gene Ontology annotation, cellular component: cytosol; nucleus. Gene Ontology annotation, molecular function: cysteine-type deubiquitinase activity. Lineage: Eukaryota; Metazoa; Arthropoda; Insecta; Diptera; Sciaridae. The record is from RefSeq and is a predicted model, not a curated record.